Molecule: messenger RNA, 2235 nt
Organism: Hirsutella rhossiliensis
Lineage: Eukaryota; Fungi; Ascomycota; Sordariomycetes; Hypocreales; Ophiocordycipitaceae
Product: sec34-like family domain-containing protein
Exons: 6
Coding region: 1-2235 (744 amino acids)
Biological process (GO): intra-Golgi vesicle-mediated transport; autophagy; Golgi organization
Cellular component (GO): membrane; COG complex; cis-Golgi network
Source: RefSeq, a predicted model, not a curated record
AUGUACGAAGACUCGUGGUACAGCUUCGUGCCGGAAAUUACGAGCAAGAAGCCGACGACUACCGCCCAGCCGCAGACCCAUCGCCGAAGCGAGUCUCUCGGCCAGCAACCGAAUGGCACCGGCAAGGUUGAUGACAUUUCCGAGCCGCUGGAAAACGUCUACGAGGAAAUUGAGGACUCCAACACCCCGCCCGAGCCCACCCUGACGCGCCGCGCCGCCUCCUACUCGGAUUUUUAUCGCGUUGUCAAGGCGCAGCUAGCCAAAGAUGGGGGCGCACGGAGGAAGAAUACGCCAGCGAGCAGGAAGGACAGGAGCUUGGAAGCGCUGACGCUCUGCGCCGAAGCCUCUGCCAUCGGAGCGCACGACGGGUCCGGCGCUGUGCCCGCCGACUUGGCUUUCAAGGACGAGAUGCUCGAGGCCAGCCAGCAGGAAUAUCUGCUCUAUCAAGACCAGCUGACGCUCACGGAACGCCAUCUUGACGGGCUCAUCGACGACGCUAAUGCUGCGCUCAAGCUGCUCACGUCUCUGUCAAACUCCUUCCAAUCCGUCGAAACCCAGACCUCGUCCUUCCAGUCAAAGUGCGAAGGCCUCUUGACUGAACAACGACGACUGGAGAAGCUCGCAGACGAGGUCGGGACAGACCUGCACUACUACGCCUACUUGGACACGGCCACGCGUCGUCUCAAUGCCCCUGGAGCCAGCCGGCUGGUGGAAGACGAGGCAUUUGGCGACAUGGUGGAGAAUAUCGACUCUUGCAUUCAUUUCAUGAGCGCUCACGAAUCAUACCGCGAGCGCGAGUCGUACCUGGCUCGCUACAACGCGCUUCUCACCAAGGCCCUGCAUCUGUUGGACCACGCCUUCACGGGCCGCUUGGAAAAAGUGUCGCCCGAGAUUGCCCGUCAGAUUGCCGCCACAAAGUCCGAGUCGGCCCGCCAUGCCCUGGCCUACGGCCGUUUCGAGGAGAUGAUUACCGACUCGUACUCGUUGCUCCCCAAUAUCCAAAGGGCGGUCCGCUGCGCCUACGACCCAUAUGGUAGGCCGGUAGAGGCGUCGUCUGUCUCGGGAGUCUACGCCAAUUCCGCCGCAAACAUGUUUCGCACCUAUCUCACCACCAGGGACCGGGACCUCAAGGCUAUGACGCAGCACCAUGCCGAGGAGUUCCAAAAGGAAGUCAAGAACCUCUCCGUGGAAACGGCUUGUCGAAACUUUAUCAAGCAAUCGUUUGAAAAAAUGUACAACGAAGACGGCCUGUUCUCUAGGGUGUUCAACGUCGAGCUUAUGUGGAACUCCUCAGCCAGUUCGGCUUUCCAGGCAAUCAAAGCGAUAAACACAUCUAUGGCUCACCCAGGCAAUUUGGCCCCCUUGGCCACCAGCUUACAGAACGUGCUGCAAACCGCCGACCUACAGGCUGUCUGCAAUGUGGUGGGGUGGCUUGCUGGCGAGUACUCCAUCUCGGAGAGUGACGACGAAGAGUCGCCGUCGUUUCGGAGGUACCGAGAGUACGCGGCGCGGCUGCUUGUCGAGCAUCUCUGGUCCUUUACCGACGGCGCGUUUGCCGCAGAAGUGACCAAGUCGAUUUCCAAAGCUCCGAUGCAGGAUGGCGCCCUCAAGAUCGAGCCAGCCGUGGAUGGCGCGGCUUCCUCGAAUGCAUACCCCCUUGUCAGGCGGGCAAUUGAGCUGCUGGCCAUGUUUGACCAGGCCAUGCCCAAGGAACGAUCGGCUAAGAAUAGCUCGGUGGUGUUCAAUAUUAUUCGCGAGACCAUUCAAGUGCUGCAGCGGGCCGAGGCGAGGAUCCGGUCGCUCAAAACAGGCACCGACGCCGACCUCUUUAUGAUCCAAAACUUACUCAUGAUCAAGAACGAGCUGUUUUCCCUCGAAAUCGGCGACAUUAGGAGUCAGCCGCAGUCGAUGCAGCAUUUCGGGCGGAUCUGGGACACGCUCAGCCCCCAGAACUGGACGCUGACGGCCGAAGACAUGAGCGAGCAGCUGGACGAGUUGUUACGGCAGUCCAUCUACGCCUUUACGAAGCGCUGGGGCACAUUGAUCAAUGACUCACAGAGUCGGAAGACGGGCGUCAAGCCGAUAGCAAAGGUGGAGGCCGAGCUGGAGAGCAUGUUGGCGAACGCGUUCCAGAACCACCCCGAGGUCAUUUCGAAGCUCAAGGAGGCGAUUUGGCUCAACGCCCAGGCGCAGAAUAAUGCCAAGGACGCGAAGAGGGGCGCGAAGCGGUAUUAA